This is a messenger RNA of Oikopleura dioica, 1662 nucleotides long. NCBI's taxonomy places the organism in Eukaryota, Metazoa, Chordata, Appendicularia, Copelata, Oikopleuridae. The record is from the annotation of a GenBank genome assembly.
AUGUUCACCCUAUCCAGCCAGACACAAUCUCAGCCCAUGCCCGCUCAGAUCGUCUCUGUCGAAGAUCCUUUGUGUCAAGAUGAUUUGCUCCGUUGUAGCUCGUGGAAGCACGCCUGUGGUGUCAAAUCGAUCGAUAAAAUUUGCGCCAAGACUUGUGGCAAAUGCGGUGGCGUAUCUUCCGUCUCUCAGCAGUACCCAGCUCCAGCUGCUCCAGCUCAAGUCGCUCCAGAACCAGACGAGAAGCAGGAACCAAUUGCCCCAGCUGCAGCUGCGCCAGUCUUUGUCGAUCCAGCCCAGCAAGUUCUCUUUAGAAAGCCUGCCUACAACUUCUUCCCGCGCCCAGUUCAGCAGGUUCAGCUCGCUCCAGUUCAGCCAGUGUUCCAGCCAAUCUACCAAGUCCCAGCCUACCAGGCUCCCGUUCAACAGACCUCUUGCGCCGACAAAUUCUCUAGCUGCUCUGCUUGGAAGUCAGUCUGUAACAACGCUUCUAUCCAGAACCUCUGUCCUUCAACUUGCGGUCUUUGCGGUACCCAGGUUCAAAUUCAACAACCAAUUCAAAUUCAGCAAGUUGCUCCUGCUCCUGUUCCAGCUAAACAAGCGUUUUUGACUCCAUUCGAGCAUUUGCAUGAAAACACAAAAUUUGACGAGCUUUUGGUUGAAAAUCAGGCCGAAUUCAUUUCUCAAAUGAAUUUUACAAUGGUUUCUGACAACUGCGUCGAUCAAGAACUGUUCGAUCAGUGUUACGAAAUUUGCCGAGCCAUUUAUCUUCAAUGCUCCACAAAUUGUGACAAUGCUUCCUGCGAUGUUGAAUGUUCAAAUCAGUUCAAAGAAUGCGGCGCUUCCUGCCCUUGUGGAGAAAACUGCCCAAAUGGUUGUGCUGGCUGCGAAAACGAUAUCUGCGGCGAUAAAUGUGAAAACGCCAAGACGGAAAAUCUGGACUUCAUAAACUGUCGAGAAGCAGCUUUGGAAAAUCAGGCAAGCUGUACUCGAAACUGCCCGCCGAAAAGAAAUUGCUUCGAAGAAUGCAACGCCGCUUUCCUUGAAGAGCUCGAUGAAUGUCCUUGUGUUCAGGAAGAAACGGCGACAACAACGACGAUGAGUACGUCAACGAUCGCCUCGAAUGAACCGAGAUGCGAUCUUUUUGAUGGAACCAGCUCAAGAUCAACUCAUUCAGCCCAAUUUUCGCAUAAUUAUGUCGAUCUGGGAUACUACAAAGGCCAGCCAACAACAGUCGGAGGCGGUAACAGCGACGGCCACCAAAAAGUCGAGACUUACUCGACUUCUGGAUGGACAAGCUUGCCAGAUCAUCCCAGGAAUAUGAAUGGUCAUACUCUUACAGGACUUGAGAGUGGAGCGAUGUUGAUGGUAGGUGGAUACGAUUACACGAGUGGAGAUUACAACAAAGACAUUUGGCUAUUGAAAGAAGAAGUUUGGACGCUUAUUGGAUCUCUAAAAGAGAACUCUCGUCUUGGCUCAGCAUUGAAGAUUGGAAACUACAUAUAUCAAGUCAAUGGAAACCAAAAAGAUUCGAAUGGCCUCUACCCGGUGGAGAGAAUCAAAGUUGCGAACGACGAAAUCAUCGAAACACAGGUCAUCGGCGCACACGAGUUUACCAGCUACAAACCAGCCAUCUUGGAAGUAACGGCCGACUUCUGCGUCUGA